UUCUAGUCAGGAGGUGUGCGCGCGCGCGCGCGUUCUGUGUACAUCGAAGUAGUCGCUGACAGUGUUUCAUGAUCGACGACGCGGCGUCGACUUUUGGCGGUUUUUGCGGUUUUGUUCUCCCCAGAACUCGUCACCAGGGCCUACUUGAUCACUUCUACUGAGUGCGCGCGUGGUUUUUAAUCUUUCCGAAGAAUUCGUACGAAAUCAAACCGUCGAUAAAUUAGCAACAGUUGAGCGAGUUCAGAAGCCAAUCCAUCGUACUAACCCAGCAAACAACCUAAACAAAACUUCGCCAGAUCAAUCAGUUCCGCAAGCCGACCGCACCCCAAAGGUUAUCGGUCCGUCAAAAUCUCCUCUCGAAGAUCAUCCUCCAAACACAGUUGGCGCAGAGCGUAAUUUGAUUUGCGCCAACGUCAUGGCCUACUCUAGCGUUACCGCGUUUGACAUCUCACUAUUGAACAAGAGCUGAUCACCCAGAAGGUCACGGCGCAAGCCGCCCUUUCGAUAAGAUCUUUCGCGUUGACAAAGUGCACGUGGAAUGUCAAGAGCGCACGCGACCCAAUCAUAAACCAAUAAAGCGGCACACAAAGCUGUCGAAUCAUCAUCCCACUUGGCUGAUUGGCUGCCAGAACAAAAGAAGAUCGAAUUAGCCAAGAUUAAUUGCUCACGUAACCUCGAGAAUUCCUCAGAGCCCUUUUCGGAAGGAAUCGACUUUGUGUCACCCUAGAGUUUCACGUAGAAUCGCAGUAUGCGGUGAUUGGAACUACGGAAAGGUGAGCUGCCCUCGCCCUCAUCGCAGUAGUCGCGAAAUUACUCCCCGGCUACGUGCAUGUCAGUGGCGACGAUGACCCAGCGUACUUUGAUGGCAUCGACAAUCGCUGAAUUGGUCGUCGUCGCGUUCCGCAGUCACAGCCUGCUGAUUAGAUAGCGAUGAGCUGCUCGGCUGGCAAAAUAUAGUCGCGGUUCGUAAAGAACAAACGAAAUUUUGCCGACGGAGUGCAACCGGGGGUCACCGGGUCGGGAUUAUGGAGUCCACCGUCAAAGCUAAGCCAUCGCGGGUCGUUCCGACGUCCAGUUCCGGGAACAACAUACUGGCCAGUGUGUUCGGAAGUAGACAGUGCGAGGCAUGGAGUGAAAAUGAACGGAUCGGUUCCUCCUCGACAAAGCACUGCGAGGACGAGAACCUGGCGGAACCGUUCAUCCGGAAGGAGAGCGAAAGCAGUGAGUCCAGCGGCAGCACUGCCGGGGAAGGCAGCGGGGACAGUGCGAAGUUGUUCGUCAAGCCAAAGGGAAGGAUCUACGCGAUCGAUUUCGAUAAAGAGAAAAAAGGACUUAAGGUGAAACCAAGUGCCGUAAGCAAUACUAGUUCGUCGUCGUCGCGUGGUGACGGUGACAAGUCAGAGUCUAAUUGUGAUGCCAAAGUAGUGGAUAAGUUUGUUAGGACUAAUCAGCGACAGCAGCAAAGUGUGGGCAGAAAGAAGAAGAAGAAGAGGAAAAAUGCCAAAAGUGUGCUGGUCAAACUGUACCAAUGUUGUCCCUGGACGGUGCCAUGGAGUCUGCUGGUAGUUAGUGCAAUACAAAUCUGUACAUAUAUUUUUAACAACGAUACUCUCUAUCAAACGCUGAUAUUCUCACCAGUACGCCAGCUCCAGAUAUGGCGCUUCGUGACGUACACGUUCCUCCACGCCGGUGCCGUCCAUCUAAUGCUCAACGUUAUCAUCCAGAUAAUGGUGGCCUUCCCCCUGGAGACGGAACAGGGCCACGGGCGCGUGCUGGUCGUGUACGGAGCCGGCGUCGUGGCCGGUGGCCUCGGGGCGUCCGUGUUCGAACCGACUGCGAUGGUGGGCGCCUCGGCCGGGGUCUACUGCCUGCUGAUGAGUCACAUCCCGCACAUUGUUAUGAACUUCCAAUCCCUGUCCCACCGUUACUUCCGGCUAGUCGCAGUCCUCCUGCUCUGCGUCAGCGAUGUCAUCUACUCGAUCCGGCACUGUCUGACCAAGGGCAACCUGCAGCCCCGGAUCGGAGUGGCGGCCCACGUCAGUGGCGCAAUUUGUGGCCUGUUGAUCGGGUUCAUCGUGUACCGCGGCGGGGAGAAGACGAUGGCCUUUCGGAUAGCGCGGUACGCCGCCCUGUUGCUGUACGUGGCCUGGAUCGUGGCGACCGUGGUUUACAACGUGGAGAAGAAGUUUUAACUGCCAUGCCGUACUGUGUAUCUCUGUUUUAGUUUCUAGGUUAGACCAAAAUUAUUCGAAUAAACAACAGGACGUAUCGUAACCGAAGGCCAAAAAUGCUUACAAAAGUCGUGUACCUAAGUCGAGGCGGAAUGAAAGUGUAAUAAAAUUAUUGAAAUUAAACAAGUUUUCGCAAA
Messenger RNA from Culex quinquefasciatus (southern house mosquito), 2368 nucleotides. Its product is annotated as rhomboid-related protein 2. The record is from RefSeq and is a predicted model, not a curated record. Bases 1026 to 2192 code for a protein of 388 amino acids. Gene Ontology annotation, cellular component: membrane. NCBI's taxonomy places the organism in Eukaryota, Metazoa, Arthropoda, Insecta, Diptera, Culicidae. Gene Ontology annotation, molecular function: serine-type endopeptidase activity. The transcript has 6 exons.